Messenger RNA from Pieris brassicae (large cabbage white), 1675 nucleotides. Its product is annotated as 4-coumarate--CoA ligase 1-like. The record is from RefSeq and is a predicted model, not a curated record. Gene Ontology annotation, molecular function: long-chain fatty acid-CoA ligase activity. The transcript has 11 exons. Gene Ontology annotation, biological process: fatty-acyl-CoA biosynthetic process; long-chain fatty acid metabolic process. Lineage: Eukaryota; Metazoa; Arthropoda; Insecta; Lepidoptera; Pieridae. The coding region runs from base 19 to 1596 and encodes 525 amino acids.
ACUAAGUUUUCAAGAGAAAUGUUAAAAAGCAACAAUUACAUAUACGGCGGCGAUGAUGGCGUUGUACCAUCACAUAUACAUUUUGGAACAUUUAUGUUAUUUCGUGCAAAACAUUAUGAUACAAAGAUCGCUAUGAUUGACGCGGACACAGAUAAACGAAUGACGUUUAACGAAUUUGCGCAAUUAUCUGUCAACAUUGCUCUAUCGUUGAAAAAGCUGGGAGUUGGUGUCGGCGAUGUGGUCUGUGUCUGUAGUGAGAAGCGGAUGGAGUUUAUGCCUACAAUAGUCGGGGUUUGCUGUACUGGAGCCAGUUUUGCUGCAGGAGACAAUAGCGUUAAGAAUGAUGCAUUUCUCUACCGCUUGAAAAUCUUGAAGCCAAAAGUUUUGUUCAUAUCCCAAGCGUCGUAUGAAAUACAUAAACAUACUUUGUCUACAAUGAACACAGAACAUAUAGUUAUAUACGGUAAGGGACCGGAGAAGACUUUCGAAGAGUUCCUCAGUGAAAGUGCUGAUGUAGAGGAAUUUGAAGCCACACCUGUAAAGGGAACGAAGGACAUCGCUGUAAUACAAUUUUCGUCGGGCACCACAGGACUUCCAAAGGCUGCGAAAUUGACACACUUUAACUUUAUACACGCUAUAACUCAGAGUGAAAGAAAGUACCAGGGUUUUGAUGUUAACAAUAAAUACGCGGGGUCAAUGUCGCUGGCCACGCGUGAGUGGUACUACACAUAUGGUCUGUUUCAUACAAUAAUUACGUUGUCAGUUGGCUCUUGCGUCGUGUUCACGAGGGAAUAUAUUGUUGAAGAUUUUCUUCGUGCUAUUCAACAGUAUAAGAUAAAGUAUCUGCAAAUCGUCCCAAAUAGUUUGAUGGACAUAAAAAAUUGUGUGAAUUGUCACAAAUAUGAUUUAUCAUCUGUGGAGCAUAUUUACAGUGCCAGCUUACCCAUUGGUAAAGAUUUGAUUAGUGGUGUCAAUAUCAACUUUCCCAACGUCAAAGAGAUAAAACAAAGCUAUGGAAUGACAGAGUCAGGUUGUGUUAUACACGAGGAAAUCCCAAAUGGGGACAAAUUGGGGACUGUUGGAACGGCCUGCGUAGGGACAGUUAUAAAGGUGGUUGAUAUAAAAACAGAUGAAGCGCUUGGGCCGAAUCGUCGCGGAGAGAUACGAUUCAAAUCUUUGUCUUUGAUGGCUGGUUAUGUUGGUGAAUUAGAUCGUGAUUAUUUGGAUGAAGAGGGGUUUUAUAAAACUGGUGACGUCGGGUAUUAUGAUGAAGACAAAUAUUUUUAUAUCGUGGAUAGAUUAAAGCAUUUGCUGAAGUACAAAGGAGCGACGAUUUCACCAGCUGAAGUAGAGAUGGCGCUUAUCAAGCAUCCGGGUUUGAAAGACGUUGGCGUUACGUCACAUCCGUUUAGCGAAGCGCCUGUUGUAUUCGCAGUGAUUCAACCCGGCUGUGACGUCACAUUGCAAGAAAUUAAUGAUAUUCUUCACGUUGAGAUACCAUCAGCUAGUUUAUCAGAAAUUAGAUUUGUCGAGGCGAUACCUCGCGGUGUUGGAACGAAAAUUGACAGACACGCGUUGAAAAACAUGUUAAAAUAGGUUUUAUAUACCAUAAAUGUUUUAUGUAAUUAUAACGUUACUUAAGAGUGUGACUUAUAUCAAUUACAAUCUAGCUAAU